AUGACUGUGCGUGAGGCACUCAAUUCUGCUAUGGAGGAGGAGAUGCUUCGGGAUGAGUCGGUUUUUAUUCUUGGGGAGGAGGUUGCGCGUUAUAAUGGUGCUUACAAGAUCACUAAAGGUCUGCUCGACAAGUUCGGUGAGAAGCGAGUGAUAGACACGCCUAUCACCGAGAUGGGUUUCGCUGGCGUAGCAGUCGGUGCUGCCUUGGCUGGUUUACGACCUGUCUGCGAGUUCAUGACUUUCAACUUCGCAAUGCAGGCCAUUGAUCAGAUUGUGAACUCUGCUGGCAAGACGUACUACAUGUCUGGUGGGAACGUUCCUUGUCCUGUCGUUUUCCGUGGACCCAACGGCGCGGCCGCUGGUGUAGCAGCGCAGCACUCCCAAGACUAUGCGUCGUGGUAUGGUCAAAUCCCCGGUCUUAAGGUCCUCAGUCCCUGGUCUGCGGAGGAUUGCAAAGGUCUAUUGAAAGCUGCUAUUCGCGACCCCAACCCAAUUGUAUUCCUCGAAAAUGAGAUGAUGUACGGUGUGACCUUCCCUGUCUCGCAGGAGGCAAUGUCGGACAAUUUCUUGCUACCCAUUGGAAAGGCGAAGGUCGAGCUUGAGGGGAGCGACGUCACGAUUGUUGCGCACAGUAAGAUGGUCACCCACUCGCUUGAGGCUGCCCAGGAACUCGCGAAGGAAGGCAUUAAGGCAGAAGUUAUUAACCUCCGCAGUAUUCGUCCGCUUGACAUCGACGCUAUUAAGGCUUCUGUAAAGAAGACUAACCGCUUGUUGAUUGUUGAGGGCGGCUUCCCUGCAUUCGGCGUGGGCAGUGAGAUCUGUGCACAAAUUGUCGAGAGUGAGGCAUUCGACUACUUGGACGCUCCUGUUGAACGUAUAACUGGCGCUGAUGUUCCUACACCAUAUGCCACCAAUCUCGAGACCAUGGCUUUCCCCGACACUCCACUUAUUGUCAAGGUUGCCAAGCGUGCUCUUUACAGGACCAACUAG
Molecule: messenger RNA, 990 nt
Organism: Fomitiporia mediterranea MF3/22
Lineage: Eukaryota; Fungi; Basidiomycota; Agaricomycetes; Hymenochaetales; Hymenochaetaceae
Product: Thiamin diphosphate-binding protein
Exons: 6
Coding region: 1-990 (329 amino acids)
Biological process (GO): pyruvate decarboxylation to acetyl-CoA
Molecular function (GO): pyruvate dehydrogenase (acetyl-transferring) activity
Source: RefSeq, a predicted model, not a curated record